Molecule: messenger RNA, 1220 nt
Organism: Exophiala mesophila
Lineage: Eukaryota; Fungi; Ascomycota; Eurotiomycetes; Chaetothyriales; Herpotrichiellaceae
Exons: 2
Coding region: 207-707 (166 amino acids)
Source: RefSeq, a predicted model, not a curated record
CUGCUUGCCUGGAAAUUCCAAUCCACCGAGGUCUUUGACACGGGUAGCAUUUCUAUGUGGCGGUUCUUGUCGUCCCAAUCCGUUCGUGGUUGACAGCUUGACUCUUGGUGGUUCGAUUCAGUUUUGUCGAAUUUUGAGAUUUUUUGCUGGCACGGACAAGAUAGGGCUUUGGGCACCAAUAUCUUUUGGCCAGUGUCCAUGCAGACAUGCUGCAUACCGUUUAUCUGGCCAGUCUCUGUCAGCGGCGUCGGUGGCCUGAACCUUCGUACCAGAUAACCCGGAGCCCAGCGGGAUACCGUUGCAUCGUUCGAGUCAACAAUCGAGAGUAUCAGACCUCGAACCACCACAGCUCCGAGUCGUCGGCCAAGGAGGGAGCGGCUCUGAUCGCUUUCAACAUCUGCCGGAACUUCUCGGCAAACGAUGGCAUGUACCCCACGGGGUUUGCACAUGGCGGUGUUAUCCAGGGCAACCCAGUCCCUGUAGGGUCUGGACGACACAGCCGACGAAGCGGGAGCGAUCGAAACGACUAUCGAUAUGGCGAUACCGACAGCACCGGCAGUAGAAGUGGGGGGAGUUCCCCUGAUUGGACUGAUGGUCGCAGCCCAGACCUCUUCCGCCUAUCGGGUGGACAACAGACAUUGUAUCCCUCGAGAUCUACGACCGAUCUGCCUUACGUUGACAAGCGGCGUGUCAAUGUACGCUACUGAACGACGCAAGAGGGUGGCGGGGCCGAGGUGACGGCCUCUGACGUUCCAUUCCAACCCAUUCAAGAUGUACGACUUUGAUUCACCCCCGAAAAACGAGACCCAUGACCCCUUUUGAUGACCACCUCCAAAACGACAACGACAAUGACAUGACAAUGAGAAUGACAAUGACCGCGACCAUGUAUGCAACAGCGGCCACGACGAUGAUCGCGAGCCGCCAAAAGCGUCAACGCUCAAUGGCCGGAUGAUAUGAUGACUUUUGAGACGGGGACUUUUGACGAUGCCGUUUUCUAGUAGACAAGACAUAAUGAGGCAGGCAACUGUUGCGAUCUUCAUCACCAUCGUUGCGCAUCAGCAUGACAGACCUAGCGAGUGGAGGGUGCUUUUGCUGUUCCUUCCUUUUCUGCUAAUUUGUUCUGGAGGAUGUGGCUUAUGCAAUUUAUUCUCUUUUCAAUGCGCUGAGACAGCUAUGAAACCAAACAAUGAUGAUGACUUAUGACCUUUUUCAACAAUCAA